Messenger RNA from Physeter macrocephalus (sperm whale), 6918 nucleotides. RefSeq names its product obscurin like cytoskeletal adaptor 1 (gene OBSL1). Gene Ontology annotation, molecular function: protein binding. The coding region runs from base 202 to 6153 and encodes 1983 amino acids. NCBI's taxonomy places the organism in Eukaryota, Metazoa, Chordata, Mammalia, Artiodactyla, Physeteridae. The transcript has 19 exons. The record is from RefSeq and is a predicted model, not a curated record.
GGCAAACAGGAAGGCCUGCCCCCUGAGCCCUGGGCCCCGGCCCGGGAAUCGCCGCCGCCAGAGCCGCAGCUCCGGGCCGAGGGUAAGGAGGCGAGCCGGGAGCAAGGAGGCGAGCCGGGAGCGGGCGGCCAGGGGAAAGCUCCGCGGGUCCCGGCGCCCGGUCUCCAGACGCGGCCCGCCUCCUGGGCUCGCGCCGCCGCGAUGAAGGCGGGCUCGGGGGACCAGGGGAGCCCCCCGUGCUUCCUGCGCUUCCCGCGGCCCGUGCGGGUGGUAAGUGGCGCCGAGGCCGAGCUCAAGUGCGUGGUGCUGGGGGAGCCGCCGCCCAUUGUCGUGUGGGAGAAGGGCGGGCAGCAGCUGGCGGCCUCGGAGCGCCUGAGCUUCCCGGCGGACGGCGCCGAGCACGGCCUGCUGCUGAGCGGCGCGCUGCCCACCGACGCGGGGGUCUACGUGUGCCGCGCCCGCAAUGCGGCCGGAGAGGCCUACGCGGCGGCCGCCGUCACCGUGCUGGAGCCGCCGGCCCCCGAGCGCGAGCCCCAGCCUGCCGAACGCCCGCGGCUGCCGCCCGGGGCCGGGGAGGACGCCCCGGUGUUCCUGACGGGGCCCCGGUCCCAGUGGGUGCUGCGGGGGGCGGAGGUGGUGCUGGAGUGCCAGGUGGGGGGCCUCCCCGCGCCGACGCUGUACUGGGAGAAGGACGGGAUGGCGCUGGACGAAGUGUGGGACAGUAGCCACUUCUCCCUCGAACCUGGCCGCGCCGAGGGCCGCCCGGGCGCGAGCCUGGCGCUGCGCAUCCUGGCGGCGCGGCUGCCCGACUCCGGCGUCUACGUGUGCCACGCCCGCAACGCGCACGGCCACGCGCGGGCCGGCGCGCUGCUGCAGGUGCAGCAGCCCCCCGAGAGCCCGCCCGAGGACCCGGACGAGGCCCCCAAUCCCGUGGUGGAGCCGCUCAAGUGCGCGCCCAAGACCUUCUGGGUGAACGAGGGCAAGCACGCCAAGUUCCGCUGCUACGUGAUGGGCAAGCCCGAGCCCGAGAUCGAAUGGCACUGGGAGGGCCACGCGCUGCUCCCUGACCGCCGCCGCCUCAUGUACCGCGACCGCGACGGCGGCUUCGUGCUCAAGGUGCUCUACUGCCAGGCCAAGGAUCGCGGGCUCUACGUGUGUGCCGCGCGCAACUCGGCGGGCCAGACGCUCAGUGCCGUGCAGCUACAUGUCAAAGAGCCUCGCCUCCGCUUCACGAGGCCCCUGCAGGACGUGGAGGGCCGGGAGCAUGGGAUUGUGGUGCUGGAGUGUAAAGUCCCCAACUCCCGCAUUCCCACGGCCUGGUUCCGCGAGGACCAGCGGCUGCUGCCCUGCCGCAAGUACGAGCAGAUCGAGGAGGGCACGGUCCGGCGCCUCAUCAUCCACAGGCUGAAGGCAGAUGACGACGGAGUUUACCUGUGCGAGAUGCGCGGCCGGGUGCGCACCGUGGCCAACGUGACAGUCAAAGGGCCCAUCCUGAAGCGGCUGCCCCGGAAGCUCGAUGUUUUUGAGGGAGAGAACGCAGUGCUGCUGGUGGAGACCCGCGAGGCUGGGGUGGAAGGGCGCUGGAGUCGAGAUGGGGAGGACCUGCCGGCCACCUGCCAGAGCAGCUCCGGCCACAUGCAUGCCCUGGUCCUUCCAGGGGUCACCCGAGAAGAUGCUGGCGAAGUCACCUUCAGCCUGGGCAACUCCCGUACCACCACUCUGCUCAGAGUCAAAUGCGUCAAGCACAAUCCCCCGGGACCCCCAGUGUUGGCAGAAAUGUUCAAGGGCCACAAGAAUACGGUCCUGCUGACCUGGAAGCCUCCCGAGCCAGCUCCUGAGACCCCCUUCAUCUACCGGCUGGAACGGCAGGAGGUGGGCUCAGAAGACUGGAUCCAGUGCUUCAGCAUUGAGAAAGCUGGGGCCGUGGAGGUGCCGGGAGACUGUGUGCCCUCCGAGGGCGACUACCGCUUCCGCGUCUGCACCGUCAGCGAACACGGCCGCAGCUCCCAUGUCGUGUUCCAUGGAUCUGCUCACCUCGUGCCCACAGCUCGCCUGGUGACCGGUCUGGACGACGUGCAGGUAUAUGACGGGGAAGAUGCCAUCUUCUCCCUCGAUCUCUCCACCAUCAUCCAGGGCACCUGGUUCCUUAAUGGGGAAGAGCUCAAGAGUAAUGAGCCAGAGGGCCAGGUGGAGCCUGGGGCCCUGCGGUACCGGCUGGAGCAGAAGGGCCUGCAGCACAGACUCAUCCUGCAAGCUGUCAAGCACCAGGACAGCGGGGCCCUGGUUGGCUUCAGCUGCCCAGGUGUGCAGGACUCAGCUGCCCUCACCAUCCAAGAGAGCCCGGUGCACAUCCUGAGCCCCCAGGACAAGGUGUCGUUGACCUUCACAACCUCGGAGCGGGUGGUACUGACCUGUGAGCUCUCCCGGGUGGACUUCCCAGCGAGCUGGUACAAGGACGGGCAGAAGGUGGCGGAGAGCGAGUCGCUGGUGGUGAAGAUGGAUGGGCGCAAACACCGCCUGAUCAUGCCUGAGGCCCAGGUCCAGGACAGUGGCGAGUUUGAGUGCAGAACGGAAGGGGUCUCAGCCUUCUUCAGCGUCUCCGUCCAAGACCCCCCCGUGCAUAUCCUGGAUCCCCGGGAGCACGUGUUUGUGCACGCCAUAACCUCCGAGUGCGUCAUGCUGACCUGUGAGGUGGACCGGGAGGACGCCCCUGUGCACUGGUACAAGGACGGGCAGGAGGUGGAAGAGAGUGACUUCGUGGUGCUGGAGAACGAGGGGCCCCAUCACCGCCUGGUGCUGCCCGCCGCCCAGCCUCCCGAUGGGGGCGAGUUCCAGUGCGUCGCUGGGGACGAGCGCGCCUACUUCACCGUGACCAUCACAGAUGUCUCCUCGUGGAUCGUGUACCCCAGCGGCAAGGUGUACGUGGCAGCCGUGCGCCUGGAGCGUGUGGUGCUGACCUGCGAGCUAUGCCGGCCCUGGGCCGAGGUGCGCUGGACCAAGGAUGGCGAAGAGGUGGUGGAGAGUCCCGCGCUGCUCCUGCAGAAGGAGGACACCGUCCGCCGCCUGGUGCUGCCCGCCGUCCAGCUGGAGGACUCGGGCGAGUACUUGUGUGAAAUCGAUGACGAGUCUGCCUCUUUCACCGUCACUGUCACAGAGCCCCCGGUGCGCAUCACGUACCCCCGGGACGAGGUGACCUUGGUCGCCGUGAGCUUGGAGUGUGUGGUGCUGAUGUGUGAGCUGUCGCGGGAGGACGCCCCCGUGCGCUGGUACAAGGAUGGGCUGGAGGUGGAGGAGAGCGAGGCCCUGGUGCUGGAGAGUGAUGGGCCCCGCCGCCGCCUGGUGCUACCUGCUGCCCGGCCCGAGGACGGGGGCGAGUUCGUGUGCGACGCUGGAGACGACUCAGCCUUCUUCACUGUCACCGUCACAGCCACUCCAGAGAGGAUUGUGCAUCCGGCGGCCCGCUCCCUGGACCUGCGGUUCGGGGCUCCAGGGCGCGUGGAGCUGCGCUGCGAGGUGGCCCCGGCUGGGUCCCAGGUGCGCUGGUACAAGGAUGGGCUGGAGGUGGAAGCAUCAGAUGCCCUGCAGCUGGGUGCCAAGGGGCCCACGCGCACCCUGACCCUGCCCCACGCCCAGCCUGAGGACGCCGGGGAGUAUGUGUGCGAGACUCGUGAUGAAGCCGUCACCUUCAACGUCAGCCUGGCUGAGCCCCCAGUCCAGUUCCUUGCCCCAGAGGCAGCCCCCAGCCCGCUCUGCGUGGCCCCCGGGGAGCCGCUGGUGCUGAGCUGUGAACUGUCCCGGGCUGGCGCCCUCGUCUUCUGGAGCCACAACGGGAGGCCGGUGCAGGAGGGUGAUGGCCUGGAGCUCCAAGCCGAGGGCCCCCGCCGUGUCCUCUGCAUCCGGGCUGCAGACCCGGUCCACGCGGGCCUCUACACCUGCCAGUCAGGGGCAGCCCCGGGGGCCCCCAGCCUCAGCUUCACCGUCCAAGUGGCUGAGCCCCCCGUGCGGGUGGUGGACCCCGAGGCAGCCCACACGAGGGUUCGCAGCACCCCAGGCGGGGACCUGGAGCUGGCGGUGCACCUCUCCGGGCCGGGGGGCCCUGUGCGCUGGUACAAGGACGGGGAGCGCCUGGCGAGCCAGGGGCGGGUGCAGCUGGAGCAGGACGGGGCGAGGCAGGUGCUGCGGGUGCAGGGGGCCCGGAGCAGGGACGCCGGGGAGUACCUGUGCGACACGCCCCAGGACAGCCGCAUCUUCCUCGUCAGCGUGGAAGAACCACCGCCGGUGAAGCUGGUCUCGGAGCUGACACCACUCACUGUCCACGAGGGUGAUGAUGCCACGUUCCGGUGUGAAGUCUCCCCACCAGAGGCCGACGUCACUUGGCUGCACAAUGGGGCCAUUGUCACCCCAGGGCCCCAGCUAGAGAUGGCCCAGAAUGGGUCAAGCCGCAUAUUGACCGUGCGAGGCUGCCAGCUUGAGGACGCAGGGACUGUGACUGCCCAAGCAGGGGGCACGUCCACAAGUGCCCGGCUCCACGUUCGAGAGACGGAGCUGCUGUUCCUGCGGCGGCUGCAGGACGUGCGGGCAGAGGAAGGCCGGGACGUGUGCCUCGAAGUAGAGACAGGCCGAGCGGGUGCGGCAGGGGCCGUGCGCUGGGUGCGAGGUGGGGCACCCCUACCACCCGACCCCCGCCUGUCCACGGCCCAGGAUGGCCACGUCUACCGCCUCUUCAUCCACGGCGUCAUACUGGCCGACCAGGGCACCUACGGCUGUGAGAGCCACCACGAUCGCACCCUGGCCAGGCUCAGCGUGAAGCCAAGGCAGCUAAGGGUGCUGCGGCCUCUGGAGGAUGUGACCGUCAUCGAGGGGGGCAGCGCCACCUUCCAGCUGGAGCUGUCCCAGGAGGCUGUGACCGGGGAGUGGGCCCGGGGUGGAGUCCGGCUGCAGCCGGGGACCACGUGCCAAAUUCACGCAGAGGGCCACGCUCACUGCCUGGUACUCAGUGGCCUGGGCCUGGCCGACUCGGGCUGCAUCUCCUUCACUGCGGAUGCCCUGCGCUGUGCAGCCAGACUCACUGUGAGAGGACGGGCAGCCGCUCACCCCCAGCCCUCGGCUCAGACUCCAGGCCCUCGGCACCCGCCGCCUUCUCCAGCUGCGACGCUGCGGUCCCUUGGACGCCGGGACCUACAGCUGCGUGGUGGGGAUGGCCCGAGCCGGGCCCGUCCACCUGGUGGUGCGCGAGCGCAAGGUGUCUGUCCUCUCGGAGCUUCGGUCGGUGCGAGCCCGCGAAGGCGACGGAGCCACGUUCGAGUGCACCGUGUCGGAAGUCGAGACCACCGGGAGCUGGGAGCUCGGAGGCUGCCCUCUGAGACCCGGAGGCCGCGUCCGCAUCCGACAGGAAGGUCUGACCGACUUUCUACCCGCUCUGGCCCCUCGCUGCCCCGCCCUACCAGGAUAAGUCCCACCUCCUGGUCAAAUGAGCCCCGCCCCACGGCCCAAGGAGCAGCCUCUCGAUCUCUCCCUGGCCCCCAGCUCGGAGCCCUCGGUCCUGGACCUCCCCUCUUACCCCUCGGCAUCUCAAUUCCGCCCCGCCCAGCGCACAUUUACCGCGUCCGAACCGACCCGGGGACCUACUCUGGCCCCACCCUCAUCCCCGAACCCUCCCCAGAGGCGGCUCCGGCCUCGCUAGCGCCCCCUUCACCCCCAGGGAAGAAACACAUUCUGGUGCUGAGCGAGCUGCGCGCGGAGGACUCUGGUGAGGUCCGCCUCCAGGCGGGACCCGCCCAGUCCGUGGCUCAGCUGGAGGUGGAGGCAUUGCCUCUCCAGAUAUGCCGCCGCCCCCCUCGCGAGAAGACAGUUCUGGUCGGCCGCCGCCGGGCGGUGCUGGAGGUGACUGUGUCCCGCUCGGGGGCCCAAGUGUGCUGGUUGCGGGAGGGGGUCGCGCUGUGCCCGGGAGACAAGUACGAGCUGCGCAGUCAUGGCCACACCCACAGCCUGGUCAUCCAUGACGUGCGACCUGAGGACCAGGGCACCUACUGCUGCCAGGCCGGCCAGGACAGCGCCCACACACGGCUGCUUGUAGAGGGUCUUUAUGGAAGAUUCCUAGACUCUAGGUGCCUGCUUCCCAGCUGCCACCCCUCUCCCAGUCUGGAGCCAUAGGUGACUCACCGAGACCAGCCAUCAUCAUCUCUCGACUGGACAACUAAGCUGCCUCCUCCGUGGUUCCCCUUCUAUGCUUGCCUUCCCUGAUGCUUUCUACACUCAGCAGCCAGAAUGAGCAUCCCAAAUGCUAAAUUAGAUUAUACCCUCCCUCCUUUAAACCUCCAGUGGCAUCUCACCACCCAUCUAAUGAAUCCAGAGUCCUCAUCACGGCCCACGGUGCCCACACAAUCGGCACCCCUCACUCACCACUCCCGCCCGACUUCCUCAGCAGGCCAAGCUCACUCCCCUCGCCCUUGCUAUUCCCUCUUCUCGAGCUCUUUGCAUGGCUGGCCCCUUAUCCUUCAGGUCUCUGCUUAAAUGUCACCUCUUCCAAGUGACCUUCCUUGGCCACCCUGUCUGUAUUUCACAUUACUCUGCACGUCUCUUUCGUAUCACUCCACACAAUGGGAUAAAUUAUCAUGUUAACUUGCGUGUCUAGUGUCUGUCUCCCCCACCCUGAAGGCAACCCCAUCAGGGCAGGGGCCUUUUCUGCUUUGUCUCUGUUGCAUCCCCAGUGCCUGGAAUGGGCUUGGCGCAGAGCCGCUGCUCCAUCUGUUGUUGUGGCAGGGAUGGUGGCACUGAAGUGCCCGUCCCGGCACUGGAGCCGGUGAGCUCUCUUAACUCAGCUGAGGCCUUCCGCUGCUGGUGUGUACAGCUCCUUCCCCCAUCCACCGUCGCUCAGACCCACCCCCCCUCAAGCACCCAUUUCUCUCACGCCCACCC